AUGUCGAGCGCCGUGUUCUUCUUCUCCUUCAUCUCUGCGGUCACUGCUGCACCGCUCUCCACAUUCUACAGUUUCCUGCCGCAUUAUGGGAACCCGAUGCCCUCAGGGCCGUCCAACCAGGCUGCGAACGACAUGUUCUCACCAUCACAUCUCCAAGCAGGAAUGACCACGCCCAUCAGCAUGGAGAUUUUGCUUCCACCAAGAUUCACAGGAGCUGCAGGAGGACAAGGAGCUGGAGCUGGGACGAACAGCAUGUUUCCUGGUGUUCCAGCACAUCUUCAGCCUGGAGUGAACACUCCUAUCAGCAUAGAGAUUCUCGUGAUCCAAUCUGGCAACCCAAAAGUUGUAUUGUGGAGGGAGAUUUUCUCUGAUUUCUGUUUGUUUUUUAUUCCUCAGGGUUUUAUUAAGUACUCUCUCCCCAAAGCUCCUGGUAGAAAGAGUGUAGAAAUUUAUUAUCCCUACAACUUCGGAACAGGCGAGGUGUUGCCAAACGUGUUGCCACAAAUCCCCAACAUUUUCCCCUUCAGUUAUCCACCACAGACCGGCCCUCAGCAGCAGCCACCCAGGCAGGCGGCUCCUCCUCCACAGGCCAAUGAUCAGCCCUUCGUCUUCAACUACCCACAGACCGGCCCCCAGCAGCAGCCCCCCAGGGUUGCUGAUCCUCAACAGCAGAUUCAACAGGACCCACAAGUCCCAGCAGGCCAGGUUCCUACACAGCCAUAAAGAAGACGUAAUGUUCCUGUUUUCAUGCCGAGGUUCUGAAGGACGUGGACGUUCCGGCAGCAGACGAGGAGUUUGGAGAUAUUUUGCAGAUGUUUUAGUGUUUAGCUGUAAGAACUGAAGCUGGAGUAAAAUAUUUAA
Messenger RNA from Hemibagrus wyckioides, 861 nucleotides. It is a transcript of the gene scpp5, whose product is annotated as secretory calcium-binding phosphoprotein 5. The transcript has 14 exons. Bases 1 to 723 code for a protein of 240 amino acids. NCBI's taxonomy places the organism in Eukaryota, Metazoa, Chordata, Actinopteri, Siluriformes, Bagridae. The record is from RefSeq and is a predicted model, not a curated record.